CGGCUCGCUGAGGUCUGGCCGGGCUGUGGUUGCCUGUAACUCUGCCGGAGGAGAGGUGCGUGAUCCCGGCUCACUCGAUGUGCUUGGUGGACUACAAGAGGAUCUCCACAUUGCCUGGGAAAUCCAAUUUCCCCAUUGUUCAGCUGUAAAAUAGCUGCACAAGGCCGUGAUUGGCAAAGGACUGGAUCACCCAGGUUGCUUACAUCACGUAGGCAGCUGCCACCAAAAUGACACACUUGAUUGAAGGCCAAAAGAACCAUAUACGUAACUGCCUGUGAUUAAGCUCCAUAUGAUGCCUCAGAGCAAGUAAAAACCCCUCCUUCAUCUCAUCUUGUUUGUAACGAGACAACCGUUGCAGGGAUAUCAUUUGGGUCAUGUUGUGGCUUUUGGGGAAUAUUUUUGUUUUGUUUUGGGGUUGGUUUUUUUUUUUUUUUUUUUGCUUCUGGCUGUAAACUUCCAUGACCUGCACCAAUCUGCCGUUGCGCCCUCGCACGAUGCCCCAUGAGAGCCUGGUGCUGUAGGUGUGCUGGUAGCUGGGAAUACAAAUUUUACCAGGGAGAAGAUGCCAUUCCACCAUGUAACAGCUGGCUUGUUGUACAAAGGCAACUACCUGAACCGCUCACUCUCUGCUGGCAGCGACAGCGAACAGCUAGCAAAUAUCUCCGUGGAGGAACUGGAUGAAAUCCGUGAAGCUUUCCGGGUGCUGGACAGGGAUGGGAAUGGCUUUAUAUCCAAGCAGGAGCUGGGCAUGGCAAUGCGUUCCUUGGGAUACAUGCCCAGUGAGGUGGAGCUGGCGAUUAUCAUGCAACGCCUUGAUAUGGAUGGGGAUGGCCAGGUUGAUUUUGAUGAAUUUAUGACUAUUCUGGGACCUAAACUGGUAUCAUCAGAAGGCAGAGAUGGCUUUCUGGGAAAUACAAUAGACAGCAUAUUCUGGCAGUUUGACAUGCAGAGGAUAACACUGGAAGAGCUGAAACACAUCCUCUACCAUGCCUUCCGGGAUCACUUAACGAUGAAGGACAUCGAGAACAUCAUUAUCAAUGAAGAGGAGAGUUUAAAUGAAAACUCUGGCAACUGCCAAACAGAGUUUGAAGUGCACGCCCAGAAGCAGAACAGACAGACCUGCGUACGGAAGAGCCUUAUCUGUGCAUUUGCCAUGGCCUUUAUUAUAAGCGUGAUGUUGAUUGCGGCCAACCAGAUCCUGCGGAGCGGCAUGGAGUAGCCUCUCGCCAUGACACUGUGAACCAAACUGACCAUGCAUGCGCAUGCCACCGGGUGAGCUUCCCCCGGACCGACUCUCACACGGCAAAGAGACAGAGGCAGGCAGAUAAAGCACCAUUCGACAAGGAGCCUGAGGCCAGCAGCGUAAUGUGUCUUGUGAAUCAACUACAUCCUUUUGGCAGGGACAUAAAAGGGCUGUCUUAAUGCUUUAAAGGUUUUGUUUCCUAAUGCAAUAAAAAAAAAAAAAUAUACAGGAGUCCCGAAUUAUUGCUUCAAAACAGCAAUGGUAACUUGGAAGAAACUUUCAUCCAGCAGCCUAUUUUGCAGUUUUAAGGAGGCACAGCCUCAUGACUUAUUGCAGCAGGGCUGUCUUUUAACCUAGGGGCCGACUGACUAUUCUGCGUAGCUCUCCGCUGGGCCCACAUUCCCAGGAAGUUGAUCGUAGCAUUGCCACAAGCAAGUUCUGUUCGUUUUGUUUCAUGUACUCCAGGUUCACUUUGUUUUUCCCUUAUGACCAUGCCUUUGAGUUCACGGCAUUAGAGGGGAGCUAGAGCAUCCUUGUACAGUAUUUUCAGAGUAAAAAAAGAGGAGAAUUUGCCAGCAUCAUACAAAAUUACUAUUUUUGCUUCAUAAACGCCGCCUUUGACACAAGACUGUGGGGUAGCAUGAGUCUGUUUGCCAUUUUUUUCCGACCGUGAAUCAGGGCUUGAGAAGCACCACAUGUUUUCACACAUGGGCAUUUCUGAAAUUUGUGCACAGUCUUCCAACCGACUCUGCAACCACCAGCGCCAGUUAAAACUCCCUCUAUUUGGUCCUGUCUGCAUAUUCAACAACAUUUGCUUUCCAGCAGUUUUGCCCUUCUUCUAUAUUGGUCUUCAAUAACUACAUCUGACAUGAAAAUCCUCCUCUCUCCUUGCCUGUGCAAUUUUUAUUUAUCUCAUUUCAUAUGCCCUGGUUGUAAUCUGCAGCAAAACGUCCGUGUCAGACACCGUCUCAUGGGAGAGGUUAUACUUUUGCCUGCACAGCAGUGUGUAGUUUUGACCAGCUCCAGUCCCUCCCAGGAGCUACCACCACCACCACCACCACCGUCCCACGGGCAGGCUCCAAAGGGGGUAAGCUGAAAAGCAGCCUGCAACAGGAGAAGGAACCAAACUAGAGCCUACCGCCAUAUGUUACGUAGUGUGUCAGACUUUCAGAUCCUGCAAGUGCUAGUUAUUUUUCCUGGAAGAGAUUUUAAUGAGCAGCAAGGAGAAGACAGAGUGAUGCAGACUAGAGACACAACACGUCCUAUUGAAAGCACAAGGUCUGGGCAAGCCUGGAGCCAGGAUUACAUCGGAAAACAUUUUUCCUUUUAAACUCGAUGCAAAUCCUUGCAUUUACCUUUGGAUGAACUGUGCACCUGUGUGUCGUCCCAGGGGAGAUCUGGUUUCCUUGCCAGAUGGGAGAAGUUUCCCAUCUGGUGCUCACGGAGCCAGCACAGGGAGCACGCCUGGGGAGGUCCACGGAGGCACCCAGGCAUUGGAGUUGCAGUGGCUUUGCCCUGCCAGCUGGGCAAGCUCCAGAAACACCAAGGAACAGUGAGAUCUUGCUCCUGUAAAAGUAGAUGACUGUUUCCCAUGUCACGAGAGGGGGCAGGUUGGCUCCCCAAGGGAUUGCAAACCAUGAGCUUCCCUCCUCCCACACAGCAGCCAUCGGCUUAAGCCUGGAUCCAUCCCAAAGACUCAUUUCAGGUCUUUCUUUGAUUACAAGUUUGAUUGAUAACAUUUAACCUGUAUUUUUUUAGCAGCCUGAUUGGAAAAUUUGCUUCUCAUUGUUCUGUCUCCUAUCACCCCCUUUAAAAGCAUGUCACUGCUUUGGAGUUUGCCUUUAGGUGUGUGUCUCAGUCACCCACCUCCACAUCAUUGCCAUUUUCCUGAUGCCCCCUCCAUCACUAAAAACAACAGCCAUCUUUUCCAGAGCAGCUGAGUUAUUUUUUUCUGCCUUUCACAAACACACACUUCUGUAUUUCUGUUCUGCUGUGACUAAUACAGGUCAACUGCAAAAUAUGCCGCAAAAAUUGUUACAUCUCCCAGAAGAUGGAGAGAUUUAUGUUUGCUAUAGGGCAACAGCAGACUUCAAAACAACAGCAUAAAAUCUUAAGCAAGCUCUGAACGCAGAGUUGGCACCGCUGGGGAGCCAAGGCGUGCUCCCAGCACUCGCUGCGCUGGACAUUGCAGAUAACGAGCUUUGAGAUCAUUUUAAGGGAACUGUCAUCCACAUUUUUAGGUCUCAACAGCAGAAACACGGGGCAGAGCGUCGCCUCUUCACUGAGCCCAGAAACACAAGCUAAAACAUGUAGACCAGGCAUUUAUCCACGUUCUUCUCACUCAUCUGACAGCUAAUACCAGGCAGACUCCAAUUAUAAGAGCUGCCUCACAGAUGAGAUGACCUUUUGCAUUCCUUUAAGCUUUCUGGAAGGCUCCAUAAUUUCUACAUGCAUGCUCCAUAAAAACCUUUGUAAAUACAUUCAUUUUUCAGUAUAAUUCUUCACCUUGAAACUCCAUUUAUAAAACCAAACCUAUAAUUAAUAUAUUGGUAAAAGCCAUAGCCUGGUGUCAGUAGAGUUCAUUGCAAAACUCCCCACUGAUUUUACUGGGUACAGGAUUUGGGGGGGUUUGGGGCUUGAUUUUUCUGUAGGGAAUCCAAUUUAUCCAUUAUGAAUCGGUGUCAUGUCUUGCCAGUGGUCUCCUUUUCCUUCCUAGAGCAGCCUUUCUCCAUCUAAAGGUGUCUUGAAGAGAUCUCUUCUUUAGUCAGUCCGGUUCUUCUGGUAGCUAGUGGCAAUGCAGGAUGGAUCAAGCCAAGCCAUUUCAUCAUUUCCUCUCCCCACAACCUUUCUACCGACACCUUCCCAUCCUUCCUAGCCAUCAGCAUUGGACCUGUAUCUCUUACCUACCUCCCUGGCUCCAUUUAUGUAACAUCCAUUUAUCUUGUCUUUUUUUUCUUCUACACAAGAAGGAAAAAAAGGGGGUUUUUGUUGCUUUUACAGACAGUAGGUAAAAAUAGAGCAGUAAAAUUUUGAUUGGAACCUGAUGGCAAAAGCUUAGGGGGAAGAAAGCAGAAGAAUCAAAGAAAUAAAAAUAAAAAACCCCACAUCCCAUACUUCAAGGGAAAAAAAAAACAAAAAAAACAAAAAACAACAAAAAAACCCCACUAUUUAAGUGCUAAUUAACAUACUUUAAAAAAUACCCAGACUGCAGCAGUGCUAGGUAGAGCUGUCAGAAAAAGCACUAAACUUAUGCUCUUGCCAGUUACAUGAGAAUUUAAGUGUCUUUUCAGCACUGCAAUUCUGUAUGAAAAGGAUAUUGCUAUGGCAACCCUCGCUGUUCGUGACAUGUGUGCCACCAUGUCGGAGCGACACGCAGCAAUUGCAGACGUGCUCCUGGUCAAACCAAGGAUGGACAAACAGCUCCCAGCAGCCCAGGACAUCGUUUCAGCUUGUGGAUCAGCAAAUUAUUAGCAAACUGUGAGCACCCUAAAGACAACUCUGUUGCCUUAGCCACAAAAAAAUGUGUGCAAUUAAACGGAUUGACAUGUAGGGAAGGCUUCAAGAUGGACAUGAUUAUUUUAGCUUGAGAGAGGCUUUGGUUUAGUUUUGGUGCAAGUGAAAUCAAUGCAGCAUAAGCACUGCUCAACAAAGGCUGUCCUGUGCUUGUCAGGGACACUUUGGGCAGGUCUUUCAUGGAGGGAUUGAUCUCUGAUGGGAAGGAUUUGGGUUACUGCUCUUGCAAGGCUCUGGGCUGCAUCGCUGAUAACCAUUGGCUUUAACUUUGAAGGCAUAUCCUGAUUUUCUGCUCCUGGAGAGGCCAACAAGGGAAUUUCAGGCACAUGGCAUGCUGAAAUACUUUGGAGGCCACAGAGAGGUGAAUUCCAGCAAAAUCUGCUGAAGGAACAUUGCUUACCUGUCAGGUCCAAAGCCAUACCACAAGGUCAGCCAUGAAGAAAGCCACAGCUGAGGAGUAACCAGGCAGGACAAGUGCAUCAUGGUGGUGGCACUCCCUCAACGAGUCCACCACUGAGAAGUAAUUUCUAGUCAGAAGCAAUAUCAACAGUAAUUUAAAGAAUUAAACAGGGUGGGCAACUGGGAAAACUUGACACUUUUUAUGGAGAAUCUAGUCCUCAUGCUGUUGGAGUUCAUACAGGAUGAAAGAGAGUCGACAGAUAAAUUCUUUUUCAUGUUUGAUGGAUACCCACAAAUAUGCUAGUUACUGUUAGGAGACACCCUGUCCUGGUGAAAGUGCUCACAGACCCCCCAGGACAAGGGUCACCUGUGAGCAGAAGAGUGGGAGGCGGUAGGAGAUCCAGCUACCUGCUGCUGAUCCUGCUCCCAGGUGAGCUACAGCUGAAUAUUUGGGCAUCAUCUGGUGACUUGGAGAGAUUUCAUACAGACUAUUCAGUGGUUAUCGGGGGCUCACAUGCUGGAUACGAUGCACUGGUAGGGGUGGAUGUUGGUUGCUUUAUAUGGGAGACUUCCAUCAAUUUUGUAAAAGAAAAGAUGUGUACCUCUUUAAGUUGGGGCCAAGUAAAUGGGUUUUUUUGGUCCUUCUCCCAUAAGAAAUAGGAUAGCAAGCAAACAAAUCAAGAGAAGGCAGAGAGCAUUCCCAAGCCUACUACUCUGGAUGGCUGGAGACUGUUUGACAGACUUGGAUGAGCGAAGUACCUACUGGCAAACAUUUUAUUCCAUGGAAAGCAUAGGAAAAUUCUUUAACAAAAGCCACACUUCAUCUUUCUGCCUGCUGCAGAAGACCAAAAUAUCUCCUGGGACACCAGAGGACUGUGAUGGCUGUCCGAGGUCCAGUGCUGGCUCUGCUCGAGAUGACACACUGCUUUGCGAGGUGCCUGGUACAAAGAGACUCUCAGCUUUUUCCACGAAAGACUCUCUCCCCCCUGAUCAUGCGUACGUGCACAGAGCAAGCAGUGCUGCAAAGGGUUGUCAACGCACAAAAGCAAGAGGUGCACAGUCCCGAGUCAGACUUAGAUCUGCGAGGAGAGAAGCAGUAGGAGGAAUACAUUAAGAUCACCAAGAAUGAAGUUCCCUAUUUUAUCCACUCGUGUAAUAAAUUAUUUAGUUUCUGCUUUAUGGAUGACUAUUUGAAAGAAGAAAAACCAACUCUUCUCAAAUGAGAAUCUGAUGAAGUAUCUUUUUUCUUGGCUCUGAAUCAUGCUUACAUUCCACAGAUGAAGAUGUACAGAACUUGCUGGUUUUCAAUCUAUUAUUUUACUGCACUAUGUUCUGACAGUGCAAUUACAUUUCCCUGGCAUCACUUAAAACCUAUUACUUUCCCAGGAAUUUAAUACAGAAAAAGAAAAGGCUCACAACAUUUUCAUCUCUAUAUAUUGUCGGUUGUUAUCAGGACUGGAUCUUGUUUUUUUCCAGUUCAGAUAGGACAUUUUAGGCAACUCUAGGAACUGUAGAAGCUUCUCCAAGAGCAAGAUGGACAGAAAAUCUGACAACAUCAUUUUAGUUGGAAGAGUACUCGACUCCUCCCUCUUCAGUGGCAAAAGUCUGAAAAACUGCCUCAGUUUGGCAUCUUCACUAGGAAAGAAUUUCAGCCCCAGAAGCGAGGAGAAGAGGGAGAAGGGAGAAAAAGGAAAUCCUCUGGAUCUAAAGAUUGGUACUUGACAAUUUGAUGAUGAAUAUACCACAGGUUUUUUUAAUUUUCUGUCGAGACAGACCAAAAUACUUUGUAGCCUUGAAGAGCAUUACUAAAUGAAAUUGCCAUUUUCCAACCAAUUAUUUUCUACAGCUGUUCAUGGCCAGUCUUUGCCAGCAUCAUGAAUAAACCCCUUCAAACACAGCUAUUUUUAUAAUGCUUUAGGUGAAAUCCAUAAUAUGACUUUCCUUUAUCAGCUGGUGUUCUGUCUUCAUCAGCCAACAGGUAGAUAUUUGACCAUUCCAUCUGAAGCUGUUGAGCUUGUUCUAGUAGGUACUGCUCUGGCUUUGCCAGCACUCAGGCAUAUCUUGUCUCUCUUGUGAGCAGUCCCACUAAACCCAAACCAUACAGCUGAUGUGUCUGCAGCAUCAGGCCCCUGGGGUUGCCAUUUGACAGCAAUCUUCAAAUAAAUGCCUCUACAUUCAUAUUGCACCAACCCAAGAAUGGUAUUACAUUUCCUACCAUCUCUUUCAGAGGAGCCAAAGUUAUUUCAACUUCAUGCAGCAGCUCUUGUUUUCUCAGAUUUUAAUUGGGGUGGGGACGGAAGAGAGCUGAAAUUCCUCUUGGAUUCAAGGGUAAAUCAGAAGUAACUCAUUAGAGUUAAUUGGCUUAAACUGGAAUAAGCCCAGAAUCAAGCUUGUUGCCAUUUAAGCCAUACUAGGAUCUAAGUAAUCAAUGCCUCCUGAUUCAUCUCUAGGAAGUUCUUCACUAAUACAUGCAUCUCCUUUUUGUCAUUUCAUCCCUCACUGUUUUCAAGCCAUUUACUAUUCAUUGUUAAAAACUGACUAUUUUUUGCUUGUUAAUAAAAGACAUGACAUUGUAAUUAAAGACGUCAACUCACAAAGUCAGCAGCAUAAUGGUAAAAACAAAACAAAACAAAACAAAACAAAGUUUGUACAAAAUACUGUAAAUAUUAAUAUAAAUUAACUUGGCAUGCAACUUAAAUAACUCCUAUGUUACUGCAAGUUACCCGAGUGUAUAAAGACGUGUAUAAAGGAAAACUGAAUGCCAUAUGUAUCGGCUGUUUCCUCUAACCAAACACUACUGUAAAUAUAUAAUCUGUAUAAAAAUAUUUUAAUUUUACCAUUAUUUAUGCAAUAGGAAUAAAGUUUUUUUC
Messenger RNA from Tyto alba (common barn owl), 8025 nucleotides. It is a transcript of the gene CALN1, whose product is annotated as calneuron 1. The coding region runs from base 563 to 1219 and encodes 218 amino acids. NCBI's taxonomy places the organism in Eukaryota, Metazoa, Chordata, Aves, Strigiformes, Tytonidae. The record is from RefSeq and is a predicted model, not a curated record. Gene Ontology annotation, molecular function: calcium ion binding. The transcript is spliced from 6 exons.